UCGGGAUUUUUCUGCCUCUCUUCCUCGCUGCCCUGCCGUUGCCACCUCAUCAGCAGCCGCAGCACCUCUCCCACCUCCCGGUUCAUCCCUCGCCUCCCACUCGCGCCCGCGGGGGCUCGUCGUCCCUUAUCGCCAGCCAAAACCCCACCCGGAGUUGUGCGCCCCGCGAACUAAACCUCCCCGCGGCGGCCAUUCGUCGUUGGUCGAUGGGGCCGUCGCCCAUGGCGGCGCGGGCGGCGGGCGGGUGCUCAUCGGCGGCGCUCGCGCUCUUCGGCUUCCGCCCCCUCCGCCGCGCCGUCCGCCCGGCCGCCGCUUUCUGCUGGGGCCAGUACCCCCCUUACGGCGGCUGCAGGAGCCGCCUGGCGCACAGCCUCGUGGAUUCCGUCCUGGAUGAGCUCCGCUCCCGGCGGCGCGUCCGGGUCUCGGCAAAGAUAGGAUUGCAGGGCACAAAAGAACUGUCUGACAAUAAGAUAGAUAAGAGGGCAUUACAGAAAGGGUUGCUGCUCGAAUUUCAGAAAGAUUCAGAUAGAUCUUUGCUUGCAGUUGUUGAACGGCCUGAUGGAAAGAAAAACUGGAUGGUGACUGAUCAGAAUGGUAUCUUGUCUUCGAUAAAGCCCCAGCAGGUUACAUAUGUCGUCCCUGGUGUCAUGAAUUUUGACGCUUCAAGAAUUGAUGAAUUUCUUGAGAAAGCGCAAGACCUUUUGGACCCAACAGUUUUGGAGUGUGCUUGGAUGGAGCUUUCUGAGAAUGAUAAAUCAAUAACGGUUGAGGAGUUUGCUGAGAUAGUAUAUGGUAACAAGGAGUCUCUGGAAAGCUACUGUGCGCAUUUCUUGUUAUCAAGGGAUAUAGUCUAUUUUGUCAAGGUAGAGAGCAGAGAUUAUUCCAUCUACCAACCUCGCUCACCUCCUCAGGUAGAGGAACUUCUACGACGGAAACGUGCUAAAGAGGAAGCUGAGAAGGAACUGGAAGAAUUUGUCCACUUACUCAAGUCUGCCAAAGCAUUGCCUAUGGAGUCCAAGCCUCCGAAAAGUUCAUGGUUUGUGGAUGAGAAAGUUGGGCAAAAAAUUGAGGCUCUUCAAGCAUAUGCAGUUGAUGCAUGUAGCGAUGAACAAAGAAGACUAGCAGGAAAUAUUCUCAAAGCUAUGGGGUUCACAAGGACGUCAUCAGCUGCUCUAAAGCUCCUUAUAAAUGUCGGUUACUUCCCUGUGCAUGUCAACCUUGAUCUUUUCAAGUACGAUGUUCGUAUCACGUACACCGAGGAAGUUUUGUCUGCUGCGGAGGAGCUUCUGGUGGACAGACCUGAUUCAGACAUGCAUAUCAGGAAGGAUCUUUCAACUUUGAAGGUGUACGCAAUUGAUGUAGAUGAGGCUGAUGAACUUGAUGAUGCAUUGAGCGCAAUUAGGCUCCCUGAUGGUAGGAUAAAGGUCUGGAUACAUGUUGCUGAUCCAACGUGCUUGAUCAAACCUCGGAGCAUCAUUGAUAGGGAGGCAAUGCACAGAGGAACCUCAAUCUUUCUACCAACUGCUACGUUUCCGAUGUUCCCGGAGAGGCUUGCCAUGAAUGCUAUGAGCUUGCAGCAGGGUAAACAAUGCAAAUCUGUAAGCGUAUCUGUGACUUUGCACCCUGAUGGGAGUAUUGCAGAAUAUACUCUAGAGAAUUCAGUCAUCAAACCUACCUACAUGUUGACCUACGAGAGUGCAACUGAAUUGCUUUACAUGAACCUUAAAGAAGAGGAAGAACUAAGGAUUCUUCAAGAAGCUGCUUCCAUCCGUGCACAGUGGCGUCGUAGCCAGGGUUCAAUAGACACUGCAAUGAUAGAACCACGUAUCAAGGUGUCAAAUCCUGAUGAUCCCGAACCAAAUAUUAAUCUAUAUGUUGAAGACCAAGCCAAUCCAGCAAUGCAGCUUGUAUCUGAAAUGAUGAUACUCUGUGGCGAGGCAGUGGCUGCUUUUGGUGCUGCCAACAAUCUCCCUUUGCCAUACAGAGGUCACCCCCAGUCUAACACGGCAGUGUCUGCAUUUUCUCAUGUACCAGAUGGGCCUGCAAGGAGCUUUGCAAAUAUCAGUGUGCUCCGUGCUGCAGAAAUGGAUUUUCAAAAACCUGUACCACAUGGUGUACUUGGUAUUCCUGGCUAUGUGCAGUUCACCUCUCCUAUUCGAAGAUAUGUUGAUUUGCUAGCUCAUUACCAGGUAAAAGCUUUUCUUAGAGGUGAUUCCCCACCAUAUUCAGCGGGUGACCUAGAAGGAAUGACAUUUAUUGCGAGCAUGCAUGUUAAAGUAGCUAGGAGGCUUCAUAGCAACAGCUUACGGUACUGGUUGUUGGAAUACUUGAGGAGACAGCCAAAGGGGAGGAAGUACAAAGCGCUGAUUCUUAAGUUUGUUAAGGAUCGUAUGGCAGCUCUGCUUUUGGUGGAGGUCGGGAUGCAAGUUACAACAAUAGUUUCGCGUGGGAAAGUGGGAGAUGAAGUUAGUGUUGCUGUGGACACGGCUCAUCCACGUGAUGAUAUCUUAUCAAUCAGAGAGGUUAUUGAGGAUACCGAUGAUACUGAGGAGUAAAUGCAGGCAAAUCUCAAUCCUCACACUUCGGAUUUGCAGCAACCUGCAGGUACUGAAAUGCAAUGUUACAGUCGUUUGUUCCUCUGCUGUGACUGCAGUUACAUUUUGGUUCCGGUAAUCCUCCAAAAGACCAUGCCUUUGAGCUCAUCGCUCCAGUUAGUGUAGCAUGGGUACAAAUGGAAAAUUGCAAGGGUAUCAGUGCCAGUACCAGUAGUAAUUCAUUUCAAGCAUAGAUGGACAGGAUUGAUAAAGAGGUUAACAGUUCGUUUCUCUCGAGCUAGGUUUUGUGACAAUCAGGGACCCAAAUGCUGAUAAAUAGGGAAUUUUGUACAGCUGCAAUGUCAGCAAUUUCAUUUCUUGCGGGAAUUCUGCUGAUAUCUCUAAACCACUUUGAUGUAUACUCGAUGUAUAGGCUAGUAAUAAGAUUUCCUUAGAUCACCACUGAAGUAUUUAAUUGCAAUGUACUCUCAAACACUGUACGCCAUUCUGUUAAGAUGAUCGAACUGAUGUUUCAAUUUAUCUAGGAGUAUUGGUGUAAUGACUAAUGAAUGGUCAAUUUAUCUAGGAGUAUUGGUGUAAUGACUAAUGAGUGUAAAUAUUGUAAAUCUUUGCUGCA
This is a messenger RNA of Panicum virgatum (switchgrass), 3171 nucleotides long. RefSeq names its product ribonuclease II, chloroplastic/mitochondrial-like. Gene Ontology annotation, molecular function: RNA binding; 3'-5'-RNA exonuclease activity. Gene Ontology annotation, biological process: mRNA catabolic process. Bases 207 to 2555 code for a protein of 782 amino acids. The transcript is spliced from 14 exons. NCBI's taxonomy places the organism in Eukaryota, Viridiplantae, Streptophyta, Magnoliopsida, Poales, Poaceae. Gene Ontology annotation, cellular component: exosome (RNase complex); P-body. The record is from RefSeq and is a predicted model, not a curated record.